This is a messenger RNA of Physella acuta, 17029 nucleotides long. RefSeq names its product mucin-19. NCBI's taxonomy places the organism in Eukaryota, Metazoa, Mollusca, Gastropoda, Physidae. The record is from RefSeq and is a predicted model, not a curated record.
CCAGCAAGUGACGUCGCGGUAACACCUGCCUCACUCAUCUAAUCAAACAAAACCUACCUACAAUCAUUUUGUUUCGUUUGGAGAAACAAGUCACACUUUUCAUAAAACAAAUUGUCUACUCCAUGUUUUUAAAUUGUCUGGACUAAGGACCACACGAGUACAAUCAGGACACAAACAGUUCAUCAGUCCAUCGGUCUAAGCCCACAAAAACUUUGUGAAAUGAUGGCCGCCAAACUUGCCUUGAUCUGUUUAUGUCUACUCUUUACCUCCGUACUGGGAGAUGACGCCAUUUGCUGCGGGGCCGUACCCGGUUGUAACAUCACAGCGAGCAGCGAAUGUGUGUGUCAGGGUGUGAGGUCAUCCCUACAGUGCUCCGCCCUCGUCCUGAGAGAGCGGCUAAAGACCUACAGCACCGGCGGGUUCCUGAAGGAGGCGUUAGACGAGGUGGCCAACAGGACCUCGGCCCUCAAGGGCGGCACCAGGCCGGUCAAAUGGCUCCAGAAAAUACCGGACUUCUCCAAGACACCGCUCAACCGGAAACGCCGUCAAACGGAGACGUGGGAGGCGGACCCCGCCUGCUGUGAUGGCACCAAUAUGGACGGCUUGAUCUACGGCUGCAGCUUUCAAGCCAACGUCUGCCUGUGCCCCACGGCCGAGAGGACGAGUCUGGCAUCCUGUGAGCUGGUGCCCACAGCCGCCCCCGCCACCACCACCACAACGACAACCACGCUGGCCCCCGCAUCUACAACAUUCCUGGCCAAAAGCUCGUGCUGUGACCCCUUGAGCAGCGAUUACGUCACUGGUCACUACUACUGUUCCUGGAAUAGCAACAACGAGUGUGUGUGCCAGAACGUGCCUGACGUCAGCUACUGCCAGAACACAGGUGGCACCUACGAGGCUAAAGACAACUGCUGUAACGGAAAUGACCUCAACGGUUUGACCUUCGGUUGCGCUUAUGAAGGAGGUGUCUGCAAGUGUCCCUCUGAACAGCGGUCAAGUCUGCCCACCUGUGAGCUAGGCAUCACCACAACGACCACCACCACCACCACGACAACAACCACCAAGCCCCCAGCGGCUCCAGCAACAACCUUCAUCGGCAAGGGCUCGUGCUGUGACAGUCUGCAGAGUGACUACAUCACAGGGCAGUACUACUGCGCUUGGAACGCCAACAACGAAUGUGAAUGUAAGGACGUCCCAGACGUCGCCUACUGCAAAGACGUGCAGGGCACUUUCCUGGCCAACGACAACUGCUGCAAUGGGAACUACCUCAACGGUCUAACGUACGGCUGUGCUUAUGAAGCCUCUGUUUGCAAGUGUCCGUCGGAUUACCGAUCGGACUUAUCCGCCUGCGAGCUAGCCACUACAACAACUACCACCACCACUACGACACCAACUACAACAACUACUACACCAACAACUACGACCACUACACCAACCACAACAACCACUACACCAACUACCACCACUACGACACCAACUACCACAACCACUACACCAACUACUACAACAACAACACCAACUACAACAACCACUACACCAACUACCACCACUACGACACCAACUACAACAACCACUACACCAACUACUACAACACCAACUACAACAACCACUACACCAACUACUACAACUACAACACCAACUACAACAACCACUACACCAACUACAACAACCACUACACCAACUACUACAACUACAACACCAACGACAACAACUACUACACCAACCACAACAACAACUACACCAACUACUACCACUACAACACCAACCACAACAACCACUACACCAACUACCACUACAACGAAAACAACCACAACAACAACCACACCUACAACCACAACCACUACACCAACAACAACAACCACUACACCAACUACUACUACUACGAAAACAACCACAACAACAACCACACCUACAACCACAACCACUACACCAACCACAACAACCACUACACCAACUACAACAACCACUACACCAACAACAACAACAACGACGCCAACUACCACUACUACGAAACCCACCACAACAACCACAACACCAACUACCACAACCACUACACCAACCACAACCACAACCACACCAACUACAACAACCACUAAAACAACAACCACAACUCCAACUACCACAACCACAAAAACCACCACAACCACACCAACCACAACAACGACUAAAUCUACCACCACCACAACUAAACCUACAACAACAACCACAAAACCAACGACAACAACAACAAAAUCAACGACAACCACAACACUUCCAACAACCACAGUUGCCUAUCCACUCUACAACGCCGACCCUGCUUGCUGCGACCCCAACAACCUCCCCACAUUCUUCUACGCCCAAAUUGCUGGCUGUAUUAUCGAUGGAACAACUGGGAAGUGCAUGUGCGCUGUUGGUAUCGAAGACAUGUGCCCUAAUAUUGACCUGGCCACCACAACCACAACCACCACUACAACACCAACUACAACAACCACAACACCAACUACAACAACCACUACACCAACUACAACAACCACGACACCAACUACCACAACAACACCAACUACCACAACUACUACACCAACCACAACAACAACGAAACCAACGACAACAACGACAACACCAACUACCACAACAACUAAAACUACAACCACAACACCAACCACAACAACUACAAAAACUACGACCACAACUAAACCUACAACAACUACUACAAAACUAACAACAACAACCACGAAACCAACAACCACAACAAAACCUACGACAACAACCACAAAACCAACGACAACAACAAAAACUACGACAACCACCACACUCCCAACAACCACAGUUGCCUACCCACUAUACAACGCUGACCCAGCUUGCUGUGACCCCAACAACUUGCCAACGUUUUUCUACGCUCAAAUCGCUGGCUGCAUCAUCGAUGGCGCUACAGGGCUGUGUAUGUGUGCUGCAGGAAUAGAGGACAUGUGUCCAAAGGUUCAAACCACAACGGAAACAACCACAACAUCAACCACCACAACAACAACACCUACAACAACAACCACAACACCAACUACAACAACCACAACACCUACUACAACAACCACAACACCAACUACCACAACCACAACCACAACAACCACAACACCAACUACAACAACGACAACACCAACUACAACAACAACAACACCAACCACCACGACUACAACACCAACCACAACAACCACAACACCAACUACAACAACACCAACUACACCAACCACAACACCAACUACAACAACGACGACACCAACUACCACAACAACACCAACUACCACAACCACAACACCAACUACAACAACGACAACACCAACUACAACAACCACUACACCUACUACCACAACAACAAAACCAACGACAACAACGACAACACCAACUACCACAACGACUAAAACUACAACCACAACACCAACCACAACUACUACCAAAACUACGACCACAACUAAACCUACAACAACUACCACAAAACCAACAACAACAACCACGAAACCAACAACCACAACAAAACCUACGACAACAACCACAAAACCAACGACCACAACGAAAACUACGACAACCACCACACUUCCAACAACCACAGUCGCCUACCCACUAUACAACGCCGACCCUGCUUGCUGCGACCCCAACAACUUGCCAACGUUUUUCUACGCUCAAAUCGCUGGCUGUAUCGUCGAUGGUGCUACAGGCUUGUGCAUGUGUGCAGCCGGCAUCGAAGAUAUGUGUCCAAAGGUUCAGACGACGUUAGAGCAAACUACAUCCACCACAACAACAACAACGACUCCGACAACAACUACAACCACGCCUACAACAACAACUACUACACCAACAACAACUACAACCACGCCUACAACAACAACUACUUCACCAACAACAACUACAACCACGCCUACAACAACAACUACUACGCCGACAACAACUACAACUACGCCUACAACAACAACUACUACACCGACAACAACUACAACCACGCCUACAACAACAACUACUACCCCGACAACAACUACAACACCAACUACAACUACAACAACACCUACCACAACAACGACGACGCCUACAACAACAACCACUGAACCGUUGACAACCACGACUACUGAACAAACUACUACAACAACACCAACCACAACUACCACACCCACCACAACAACAACACCAACCACAACUACAACGACGCCUACAACGACAACUACUGAACAGGCAUCAACCACAACCACUGAACAAACAACUACAACAACACCGAUUACAUCAACAACACCCACUACAACGACUACUCCAGCAACGACCACGACAGUUCCAGAUACAACAACUACAGAGCCAACAACGACAACCACUACAGCGGAGCUUACUACAACAACAACAGAACCAGAAGGCACAACAACAACCGAACAACUAACAACUACAGAGCCAACAACGACAACCACUACUGCGGAGCUUACUACAACAACAGAACCACAAAUCACAACAACAACCGAAAAACUAACAACUACAGAGCCAACAACGACAACCACUACUGCGGAGCUUACUACAACAACAGAACCACAAAUCACAACAACAACCGAACAACUAACAACUACAGAGCCAACAACAACAACCACUACAGCGGAGCUUUCUACAACAACAACAGAAACAGAAGGUACAACAGCAUCGGAACAAACAACCAUAACAUCCACUGUAGCAAUUACAACAGUCAGUGAAACAACAACAGCAAUAAAUGAUGAGCCAGAUUUAUCAACCACAGUAAUAUUCGAGACUUCUACAACAGACACUCCAUCAACUACGCUAGAACAAUCAACUACAGCUCACGUAAUUACUACAACAACUGACCAAAUGUCUACUGCUUCUACAGAGAUGACCACAUCAUCGUCAACCCAACAGCCAACUACAACAACUGAACAACCAACUACAACAACUGAACAACUAACUACAACAACCACUGAACAGCCAACUACAACAACUGAACAACUAACUACAACAACCACUGAACAACCAACUACAACAACCACUGAACAGCCAACUACAACAACCACUGAACAACAAACUACAACAACCACUGAACAGCUAACUACAACAACAACUGAACAGCCAACUACAACAACCAGUGAACAGCCAACUACAACAACCACUGAACAACCAACUACAACAACCACUGAACAGCCAACUACAACAACUGAACAGCUAACUACAACAACCACUGAACAACCAACGACAACAACCACUGAACAACCAACUACAACAACCACCGAACAACCAACUACAACAACCACUGAACAGCCAACAACAAUAACCACUGAACAGCCAACUACAACAACAACUGAACAGCCAACUACAACAACUGAACAACUAACUACAACAACCACUGAGCAGCCAACAACAACAACCACUGAACAGCCAACUACAACAACAACUGAACAGCCAACUACAACAACCACUGAACAGCCAACUACAACAACCACUGAACAACCAACUACAACAACCACUGAACAGCCAACUACAACAACUGAACAGCUAACUACAACAACCACUGAACAACCAACGACAACAACCUCUGAACAACCAACUACAACAACCACCGAACAACCAACUACAACAACCACUGAACAGCCAACAACAACAACCACUGAACAGCCAACAACAACAACCACUGAACAGCCAACUACAACAACCACUGAACAGCCAACUACAACAACCACUGAACUGCCAACUACAACAACCACUGAAAAGCCAACAACAACAACCACUGAACAGCCAACUACAACAUCCACUGAACAGCCAACUACAACAACUGAACAACUAACUACAACAACCACUGAACAGCCAACUACAACAACUGAACAACUAAGUACAACAACCUCUGAACAGCCACCUACAACAACUGAACAACUAACUACAAUAACCACUGAACAGCCAACUACAACAACCAGUAAACAACCAACUACAACAACUGAACAAACAACAACAGAAGCACCAACUACCACAACUACAGAGGCACAAACUACCACAAUUACAGAAGCACCAACUACAUCAACUACAGAGGCACCAACUACAACAACCACAGUGUCACCAACUACAACAACUGAACUGCCAACUACCACAACUACAGAGGCACCUACUACUACCACUACAGAGACACCAACUACCACAACUACCGGGACACCAACUACAACAACUACAGAAGCACCAACUACAACAACUACAGAGACAGUAACUACCACAACUAUAGAGGCACCAACUACAACAACUACAGAGGCAAAAACUACAACAACUACAGAGACACCAACUACAACAACUGAAGUGCCAACUACCAAAACAACAGAUGUAACAACUACAACAACUACAGAAGCACAAACUACAACAACAGUUGAACAACCAACUACGACUACUACGGAAAAACUACCUUCAAGUACUACUGAAGCAAUCACAACAUCAACAAGUGAAACGACAACAGCAUCAAACGAUCAACCAGAUUUAUCAACAACAGUCAUAAUAGAGACUUCUACAACAGAAACUCCAUCAUCAUCUACCGCAGAACCAUCGACUACUUCUCAAGUAAUUACUACAACAACUGACCAAAUUACUACCACUGCAACAGAAAUGACAACCACAACUACUGAACAGCCAACAACUACAGAGGCACCAACUACAACAACCACAGAUGUACCAACUACAACAACUACAGUGGCACCAACUACAACAUCUGAACUGCCUACUAUCACAACCACAGAAGCACCAACUACAACAACUACAGAGGCACCAACUAAAACAACUACAGAUGCGCCAACAACAUCAACAACAGAAGAACCAACUACAUCAACAUCAGAAGCAACAACUACCACAACUACAGAAGCACCAACUUCCACAACUACAGAGACACCAACUACAACAACUACAGAGGCACCAACUACAACAACUACAGAGGCAAUAACUACCACAUCUACAGAAGUACCAACUACAACAACCACAGAGGCACCAACUACAACAACUACAGAAGCAAUAACUACCACAUCUACAGAAGUACCAACUACAACAACAACAGAGGCACCAACUACAACAACUACAGAAGCACCAACUACAACAACCACAGAAGCACCAACUACAACAUCUGAACUGCCUACUACCACAACUACAGAGACACCAACUACAACAACUACAGAGGCACCAACUACAACAACUACAGUGGAACCAACUACAUCAACUACAGAAGCAACAACUACCACAACUACAGAUAUACUAACUACAACAACUACAGUGGCACAAACUACAACAUCUGAACUCCCUACUACCACGACUACAGAGACACCAACUACCACAACUACAGAGACACCAACUACCACAACUACAGAGGCACCAACUAAAACAACAACAGAGGCACCAACUACAACAACUACAGAAGCACCAACUACAACAACCACAGAGGCACCAACUACAACAACGGAACUACCAACUACCACAACUACAGAAGCACCAUCUACAACAACGACAGAAGCACCAACUACCACAACAGAACUGCCAACUACAACAACUACAGAGGCACCAACUACAACAACGACAGAGGCACCAACUACAACAACUACAGAAGCACCAACUACAACAUCUGAACCGCCUACUACCACAACGACAGAGACACCAACUACCACAACUACAGAGACACCAACUACAACAACUACAGGGGCACCAACUACAUCAACUACAGAAGCACCAACUACAACAACUACGGUGGAACCAACUACAACAACUACAGAAGCAAUAACUACCACAACUACAGAAGUACCAACUACAACAACCACAGAGGCACCAACUAAAACAACUACAGAAGGACCAACUACUACAACAGAAAUGCCAACUACAACAACUACAGAGGCAACAACUACAACAACGACAGAGGCACCAACUACCACAACUACAGAGGCACCAACUACAACAACUACAGAGGCACCAACUACAACAACUACAGAGGCACCAACUACAACAACUACAGAGGCACCAACUACAACAACUACAGAGGCACCAACUACAACAACUACAGAUGCGUCAACUACUACAACUGAACAGCCAAGUACCACAACUACAGAAGCAUCAACUACCACUACUACAGAAGCUUCAACCACAACAACAGUUGAACAACCAACUACCACAACAACUGAACAGUUACCUACCAGUACUACUGAAGUUAUUACCACAUCCACGACAAGUGAAACAACAACGGCAGCUAAUGAUCAACCAGAUUUAUCAACUACAGUCAUAAUAGAGACUUCAACUGCAGAAACACCAGCAUCAUCUACUGCAGAAACAUCGACUACAUCUCAAGUAAUUACUACAACAAUUGACCUAACUACAACAACAGAACAGCUAACUACCACGACUACAGAGGCGCCAACAACUACAACUACAGAGGCACCAACUACCACAACUACAGAAGCACCUACUACAACAACUACAGUGGCACCAACUACAACAUCCGAACUGCCUACUACCACAACUACAGAUACACCAACUACCACAACUACAGAGGCACAAACUACAACAACUACAGAGGCACCAACUACAACAACUACAGAAGCACUAACUACAACAACUACAGUGGCACCAACUACAACAACUACAGAAGCAACAACUACAACAUCUGAACUGCCAACUACCACAACUACAGAGACACCAACUACCACAACUACAGAGACACCAACUACCACAACUACAGAGGCACCAACUACAACAACUACAGAGGCACCAACUACAACAACUACAGUGGAACCAACUACAACAACUACGGUGGAACCAACUACAACAACUACAGAAGCAACAACUACCACAACUACAGAUGUACCAACUACCACAACUACAGAAGCACCAACUACAACAACUACAGAAGCACCAACUACCACAACAGAACUGCCAACUACAACAACUACAGAGGCACCAACUACAACAACGACAGAGGCACCAACUACAACAACUACAGAAGCACCAACUACAACAUCUGAACCGCCUACUACCACAACGACAGAGACACCAACUACCACAACUACAGAGGCACCAACUACAACAACUACAGUUUCACCAACUACAACAACGGAACUACCAACUACCACAACUACAGAAGCACCUACUACAACAACUACAGUGGCACCAACUACAACAUCCGAACUGCCUACUACCACAACUACAGAUACACCAACUACCACAACUACAGAGACACCAACUACCACAACUACAGAGGCACCAACUACAACAACUACAGAGGCACCAACUACAUCAACUACAGUGGAACCAACUACAACAACGGAACUACCAACUACCACAACUACAGAAGCACCUACUACAACAACUACAGUGGCACCAACUACAACAUCCGAACUGCCUACUACCACAACUACAGAUACACCAACUACCACAACUACAGAGACACCAACUACCACAACUACAGAGGCACCAACUACAACAACUACAGAGGCACCAACUACAUCAACUACAGUGGAACCAACUACAACAACUACAGAAGCAACAACUACCACAACUACAGAUGUACCAACUACCACAACUACAGAAGCACCAACUACAACAACUACAGAAGCACCAACUACCACAACAGAACUGCCAACUACAACAACUACAGAGGCACCAACUACAACAACGACAGAGGCACCAACUACAUCAACUACAGUGGAACCAACUACAACAACUACAGAAGCAACAACUACCACAACUACAGAUGUACCAACUACCACAACUACAGAAGCACCAACUACAACAACUACAGAAGCACCAACUACCACAACAGAACUGCCAACUACAACAACUACAGUGGCACCAACUACAACAUCCGAACUGCCUACUACCACAACUACAGAUACACCAACUACCACAACUACAGAGGCACUAACUACAACAACUACAGUGGCACCAACUACAACAACUACAGAAGCACCAACUACAACAUCUGAACUGCCAACUACCACAACUACAGAGACACCAACUACCACAACUACAGAGACACCAACUACCACAACUACAGAGGCACCUACUACAACAACUACAGAGGCACCAACUACAACAACUACAGUGGAACCAACUACAACAACUACAGAAGCAACAACUACCACAACUACAGAUGUACCAACUACCACAACUACAGAAGCACCAACUACAACAACUACAGAAGCACCAACUACCACAACAGAACUGCCAACUACAACAACUACAGAGGCACCAACUACAACAACGACAGAGGCACCAACUACAACAACUACAGAAGCACCAACUACAACAUCUGAACCGCCUACUACCACAACGACAGAGACACCAACUACCACAACUACAGAGGCACCAACUACAUCAACUACAGAAGCACCAACUACAACAACUACGGUGGAACCAACUACAACAACUACAGAAGCAAUAACUACCACAACUACAGAAGUACCAACUACAACGUCCACAGAGGCACCAACUACCACAACUACAGAGGCACCAACUACAACAACUACAGAGGCACCAACUACAACAACUACAGAUGCGUCAACUACUACAACUGAACAGCCAAGUACCACAACUACAGAAGCAUCAACUACCACUACUACAGAAGCUUCAACCACAACAACAGUUGAACAACCAACUGCCACAACAACUGAACAGUUACCUCCCAGUACUACUGAAGUAAUUACCACAUCCACGACAAGUGAAACAACAACGGCAGCUAAUGAUCAACCAGAUUUAUCAACUACAGUCAUAAUAGAGACUUCAACUGCAGAAACACCAGCAUCAUCUACUGCAGAAACAUCGACUACAUCUCAAGUAAUUACUACAACAAUUGACCUAACUACAACAACAGAACAGCCAACUACCACGACUACAGAGGCGCCAACAACUACAACUACAGAGGCACCAACUACAACAACCACAGAGGCAACAACUACAACAACUACAGUUUCACCAACUACAACAACGGAACUACCAACUACCACAACUACAGAAGCACCAACUACAACAACGACAGAGGCACCAACUACCACAACUACAGAGGCACCAACUACAACAACUACAGAGGCACCAACUACAACAACUACAGUGGUACCAUCUACCACAACUACAGAAGUACAAACUACAACAACCACAGAGGCACCAACUACAACAACUACAGUGGCACCAACUACAACAACUACAGAAGCACAAACUACAACAUCUGAACUGCCUACUACCACAACUACAGAGACACUAACUACCACAACUACAGAGACACCAACUACCACAACUACAGAGACACUAACUACCACAACUACAGAGACACCAACUACCACAACUACAGAGACACCAACUACAACAACUACAGAGGCACCAACUACAACAACUACAGAAGCAACAACUACCACAACUACAGAUGUAUCAACUACCACAACUACAGAAGCACCAACUACCACAACUACAGAAGCACCAACUACAACAACUACAGAAGCACCAACUACCACAACUACAGAAGCACCAACUACAACAACUACAGAAGCACCAACUACAACAACAACAGAGGCACCAACUACAACAACUACAGAAGCACCAACUACAACAACCACAGAGGCACCAACUACAACAACUACAGUGUCACCAACUACAACAACGGAACUACUAACUACCACAACUACAGAAGCACCAACUACACCAACUACAGAAGCACCAACUACAACUACUACAGUGGCACCAACUACAACAAGUACUGAAGCACCAACUACAACAUCUGAACUGCCUACUACCACAACUACAGAGACACCAACUACCACAACUACAGAGGCACCAACUACAUCAACUACAGAGGCACCAACUACAACAACUACGCUAGAACCAACUACAACAACUACAGAAGCUAUAGCUACCACAACUACAGAAGUACCAACUACAACGACUACAGAGGCACCAACUACAACAACUACAGUGGCACCAACUACAACAACUACAGAAGCACCAACUACUACAACAGAAAUACCAACUACAACAACUACAGAGGCACCAACUACAACAACUACAGAGGCACCAACUACAACAACGACAGAGGCACCAACUACCACAACUACAGAGGCACCAACUACAACAACCACAGAGGCACCAACUACAACAACUACAGUGUCACCAACUACAACAACGGAACUACCAACUGCCACAACUACAGAAGCACGAACUACACCAACUACAGAAGCACCAACUACCACAACUACAGAAGCGCCAACUACCACAACUACAGAAGCACCAACUACAACAUCUACAGAAGCACCAACUACAACAACAACAGAGGCACCAACUACAACAACUACAGAAGCACCAACUACAACAACCACAGAGGCACCAACUACAACAACUACAGUGUCACCAACUACAACAACGGAACUACUAACUACCACAACUACAGAAGCACCAACUACACCAACUACAGAAGCACCAACUACAACUACUACAGUGGCACCAACUACAACAAGUACUGAAGCACCAACUACAACAUCUGAACUGCCUACUACCACAACUACAGAGACACCAACUACCACAACUACAGAGGCACCAACUACAUCAACUACAGAGGCACCAACUACAACAACUACGCUAGAACCAACUACAACAACUACAGAAGCUAUAGCUACCACAACUACAGAAGUACCAACUACAACGACUACAGAGGCACCAACUACAACAACUACAGUGGCACCAACUACAACAACUACAGAAGCACCAACUACUACAACAGAAAUACCAACUACAACAACUACAGAGGCACCAACUACAACAACUACAGAGGCACCAACUACAACAACGACAGAGGCACCAACUACCACAACUACAGAGGCACCAACUACAACAACCACAGAGGCACCAACUACAACAACUACAGUGUCACCAACUACAACAACGGAACUACCAACUACCACAACUACAGAAGCACGAACUACACCAACUACAGAAGCACCAACUACCACAACAGAACUGCCAACUACAACAACUACAGAGGCACCAACUACAACAACGACAGAGGCACCAACUACAACAACUACAGAAGCACCAACUACAACAUCUGAACCGCCUACUACCACAACGACAGAGACACCAACUACCACAACUACAGAGACACCAACUACAACAACUACAGGGGCACCAACUACAUCAACUACAGAAGCACCAACUACAACAACUACGGUGGAACCAACUACAACAACUACAGAAGCAAUAACUACCACAACUACAGAAGUACCAACUACAACAACCACAGAGGCACCAACUAAAACAACUACAGAAGGACCAACUACUACAACAGAAAUGCCAACUACAACAACUACAGAGGCAACAACUACAACAACGACAGAGGCACCAACUACCACAACUACAGAGGCACCAACUACAACAACUACAGAGGCACCAACUACAACAACUACAGAUGCGUCAACUACUACAACUGAACAGCCAAGUACCACAACUACAGAAGCAUCAACUACCACUACUACAGAAGCUUCAACCACAACAACAGUUGAACAACCACCUACCACAACAACUGAACAGUUACCUACCAGUACUACUGAAGUUAUUACCACAUCCACGACAAGUGAAACAACAACGGCAGCUAAUGAUCAACCAGAUUUAUCAACUACAGUCAUAAUAGAGACUUCAACUGCAGAAACACCAGCAUCAUCUACUGCAGAAACAUCGACUACAUCUCAAGUAAUUACUACAACAAUUGACCUAACUACAACAACAGAACAGCUAACUACCACGACUACAGAGGCGCCAACAACUACAACUACAGAGGCACCAACUACAACAACCACAGAGGCACCAACUACAACAACUACAGUGUCACACACUACAACAACGGAACUACCAACUACCACAACUACAGAAGCAACAACUACCACAACUACAGAUGUACCAACUACCACAACUACAGAUGUACCAACUACCACAACUACAGAAGCACCAACUACAACAACUACAGAAGCACCAACUACAACAUCUGAACUCCCUACUACCACAACUACAGAGACACCAACUACUUCAACUACAGAGGCACCAACUACAACAACUACAGAAGCACCAACUACAACAACUACAGUGUCACCAACUACAACAACGGAACUACCAACUACCACAACUACAGAAGCACCAACUACACCAACUACAGAAGCACCAACUACCACAACUACAGAGGCACCAACUACAUCAACUACAGAGGCACUAACUACAACAACUACGCUGCAACCAACUACAACAACUACAGAAGCAAUAGCUACCACAACUACAGAAGUACCAACUACAACGACCACAGAGGCACCAACUACAACAACUACAGAGGCACCAACUACAACAACUACAGUGGUACCAUCUACCACAACUACAGAAGUACAAACUACAACAACCACAGAGGCACCAACUACAACAACUACAGAAGCACCAACUACCACAACAGAACUGCCAACUACAACAACUACAUUGGCACCAACUACAACAACUACAGAAGCAACAACUACCACAACUACAGAAGUUCCAACUACAACAACCACAGAGUCACCAACUACAACAACUACAGAAGCACCAACUACCACAACAGAACUGCCAACUACAACAACUACAGAGGCACCAACUACAACAACUACAGUAGCACCAACUACAACAUCUGAACUGCCUACUACCACAACUACAGAGACACCAACUACCACAACUACAGAUACACCAACUACCACAACUACGGAGGCACCAACUACAACAACUACAGUGGCACUAACUACCACAACUACAGAAGCACAAACUACCACAACUACAAAUACACCAACUACCACAACUACGGAGGCACCAACUACAACAACUACAGAGGCACUAACUACAACAACCACAGAUGGACUAGCUACAAUGACUACAGAAGCACCAACUACAACAACUACAGUGGCACCAAUUACAACAUCUGAACUACCUACUACCACAACUACAGAAUCUUCAACUACAACAACUACAGAAGCACCAACAACCACAACUACAAAUGCGCCAACUACCACAACUACAGAGGCACCAACUACAACAACUACAGAGGCAACAACUACAACAACUACAGAAGCACAAACUACCACAACUACAGAAGUACCAACUACAACAACUACAGAGGCACUAACUACAACAACCACAGAUGGACUAGCUACAAUGACUACAGAAGCACCAACUACAACAACUACAGAAGCACCAACUACCACAACAGAACUGCCAACUACAACAACUACAGAAGCACCAACUACAACAACCACAGAGGCACCAACUACCACAACUACAGAGGCACCAACUACAACAACUACAGAGGCAACAACUACAACAACUACAGAAGCACAAACUACCACAACUACAGAAGUACCAACUACAACAACUACAGAGGCACUAACUACAACAACCACAGAUGGACUAGCUACAAUGACUACAGAAGCACCAACUACAACAACUACAGUGGCACCAACUACAACAUCUGAACUGCCUACUACCACAACUACAGAAUCUUCAACUACAACAACUACAGAAGCACCAACAACCACAACUACAAAUGCGCCAACUACCACAACUACAGAGGCACCAACUACAACAACUACAGAGGCAACAACUACAACAACUACAGAAGCACAAACUACCACAACUACAGAAGUACCAACUACAACAACUACAGAGGCACUAACUACAACAACCACAGAUGGACUAGCUACAAUGACUACAGAAGCACCAACUACAACAACUACAGUGGCACCAACUACAAUAUCUGAACUGCCUACUACCACAACUACAGAAUCUUCAACUACAACAACUACAGAAGCACCAACAACCACAACUACAAAUGCGCCAACUCUCACAACUACAGAGACACCAACUACAACAACUACAGAGGCACCAACUACAACAACUACAGAAGUACCAACUACAACAUCUACAGAAGCACCAACUACAACAACUACAGUGGCACUAACUACAACAACGGAACUACCAACUACAACAACCACAGAGGCACCAACUACCACAACUACAGAGGCACCAACUACCACAACUACAGAAGCAUCAACUACAACAACCACAGAGGAAACAACAACUACUAGUACCACAACUCCUAAACCUUUGUGCCCAAGUGUUACCCAGCCUGUGAUUGCGGGUAAAAGACUUACGGGUACCGCUACAGCUGACGCAUGCAGUGUUGCCAGUGGAAUGGUUGGUAUUCGAGACAGUUUUUCAAGCUCAACCCUGUGUACAGGAGUUUUAACGUCUACCACCACUCUCAUCGUACCGUUGGAUUGUGCCGAUUAUUUUAACGAGAUCAAAGGCAUCAGCGAUGAGCUAUUGAGUGUCGGCAGUGGUCAGCAAGAGAUAGUCAUUACUGCAGGAAACCUAAACUAUUCUGACAUCGGCAAUGGCAUGGCGAGUAUAACGCUACCGGAACCAGUGAGCGUGACCAACUGUCCUGAGUACGCAUGUCUGUACGAUGACUCCACAAUGAACGGUCGAGUGGACUUCACCAACUGUUUUGCUGCUGGGUACGGGACGCAGGCAUCUGGAGACUUCAACUACACCGGCGAUGCCCGUCAGAUAACCAUCACAAGCAACACAUGUUGCGAUGUUUUGCUGCAGGAGGUCGCUGACGCUGGUGGCAACUACACGGACACGAUGGUCAACCCUACCUCGCAGGUCAUUUGUCUGGGAUCUGACGAGUCGUCAUGCGGGGGUGACUUUGGAGCUCCCGUGUACUGCCAUGCUACUGACACACAAGAGCUGAUCGUGGUGGCUGUGCUAACUUCCAUCCCGUGUACUUCCGGUGACCCCAUUCUUGCGAAUGACUUGACCAAUGGGAAUUACGGUGCAACCCUUACAACUAGUGGUUGAUUUUAACAUUCAAAAAUAUAAAAUAUGAAUGUGUCAAAAAAAAAUUUCAAGUAGAUUAAUGUGAAAAGUUCAAAAAAAUAAAAUAUGAAUGUUCAAACAGAAUGUUUUUCUUGUACUAUUUUAGCAAAAUAUACACUAUUAUAUUUUCAAUACAAGGCUUCAAAAAGUAGUUUAC